UUUGUUAUUUAAGGUUGUUUUGUUUUAGGUUGGGGGGUGUUGUUGGAGAAUGGAUGAGAAGUCGGUUCCUUAUAAUCUCCGACUGCGGAAGGAUCACAAGGCGUCGGCUGCAACGGAGGGUUCGAAAGGUCAAAAGCAAGCAGAAAGGGAGUUUCAGGAAAAGGGAGGCGAAGAAGUGUUGUCAUUAUAUGGAUGUGACAAAUGUGGAUGCUCUUUUGAUCUUCAACCCUCUCUUCGUUCGCACCAUUGCAAAAGCAAUAAUAAAAGUGAGAGAGAGGCAACGGAAAAUGAAGUGGAGGAAGCGUUGGGGAAGGACAAAUCUCUGAGGAAAAGAACCAGGAAGGGAAUACCCACACGGGCUCCUUUCUUCUAGAUUAUUAUAUUAUU
Molecule: messenger RNA, 387 nt
Organism: Cucurbita moschata (crookneck pumpkin)
Lineage: Eukaryota; Viridiplantae; Streptophyta; Magnoliopsida; Cucurbitales; Cucurbitaceae
Exons: 2
Coding region: 50-373 (107 amino acids)
Source: RefSeq, a predicted model, not a curated record